AUGGAUUGGCGUCCGAUGAGCAAUCGCGAGGAGAGGGAUCCGCAGCUGACAUUGCACAUAUUGGAAGGCAACUUCGAUGGAUUGUGUGUGGGAAGGGUUAUGUCAGAGGAGAUGGCGGUGGAGAUGGAUGAGGGAUUGUGGAGUCAAUUGACGGUUGACCUCUUGAGGAAAGUGCUUCUCCGACUGCCUUACGUCAGUCAAUUCCGCUUUCGGGCAGUUUGUAAAAUCUGGCUCGACAUGCUAUCUUCGUCUACCUUUUUGAGAGAGAGUGCAGCGAUUCGAUCGAGCAUCCCGGACACUCCUCCAAUCUGCGCGUACGAGUACGAAUGUCCAAAUCUUUUAGAAAGCAGCGUGUUACUUCCGACCGAAGGGUUCGAAGAGGUGAGGACGCCCUCGCAGACGCCGCAGCAGGGCGGAGAAGAGCUCGUCCAGAGGCUCCGAGAUGCGCUGCACAGGUCCGCCGGACGCCGGAAGAUGCAGAGGAUGGAUCUCUCCUUCGCACCUUCGUGGAUCAUGGCGAACAAAAUCACGGCGUCGAGAGACGGAUUGAUCUGCGCAACCCCUUGCAAAACCUCGAGACUCAAGGGCCCCAAGUCCGCCCACGGAGGGCUUUGUGUCCUGAAUCCGUUCACGAGGACCUGGCGGGAGCUUCCGCCCGUGCCCGAUCUGGUCGACGGCAAGACAUGGCCAUGGGCUCACGAGCUCAUGGUCGACAGGGCGUCGCCAUCGCACUUCCUCGUGUACGUCAUUCUCGGUACGAUGCACGGCGAGUGGUUCAUCUGUCGCUACUCCUCGAAGAACAGCGAUUGGGCCAUCAUUUCAGGAGACACCAAGUCUGCUCCCAUAGAUUGCCGCGACCACUUUUUUGCAGGUGGGUUCCUGUACUCGUGGAAAGUGGAUGGCAGUCUCUUGGUUUACAGUUCAGAGGAUGGCCAUCUCCUGACGAGCAGCCGGCCAGGGUACCCGGACUUGCCAUUCCGAGGUACGGAUUUCACAACCAUCAGCGUGGAGGUAUUAGAACACGAGGGCAGGAUUGUUGUAGGCUGGUCGCUGACCUUGAAGAAGCCGGCCAUGCCCAUCUUGGGGUUCAGCAUGCUGAGUACGGCCAUGAAGUGGGAGCAGCUAGUGAUUCUGCCAGAGGCCAUGAUGCACAACCGAAUCUCGGAGCUCGCCCUGGAGGAGGCCGAUCCUGAUGUGCCGCCACUGUCAUGGGAGCUGGAGGAUUACAAGGUGCUCAGCCUCGGGCACUUCAUCUGCUUUAAACUGACCCACCGGGAAACCUCGCACGAUUUCGUUUCUCACAACCUAGUGGGCUUUCACACUCCUUCCCAGACCUGGAAAAGCUUUGACUCCAGCUUCCCCCAUGUACUAGAGUCCACGGACAUCGAGUUUUUUGUUCCUACGUGUUUGCAAGUCCGUCUGUAA
Molecule: messenger RNA, 1425 nt
Organism: Marchantia polymorpha subsp. ruderalis
Lineage: Eukaryota; Viridiplantae; Streptophyta; Marchantiopsida; Marchantiales; Marchantiaceae
Source: the annotation of a GenBank genome assembly